Porites evermanni is the source of this 6055-nucleotide messenger RNA. NCBI's taxonomy places the organism in Eukaryota, Metazoa, Cnidaria, Anthozoa, Scleractinia, Poritidae. The record is from the annotation of a GenBank genome assembly.
AGAAAAACAGAAAAGGCAAGAAAGACAACAGAAAAACAAAGAUAUACAGCACUGGAUGGCAAGAGUGAGUAUUUGUUACAUUUUAAUCUGGUCUGUAACUGGGAGCUAGUGAGCUUCACAGAGAGAGCAAUCAGAAGAUUCUGACUAGUUGUUUUUAAACUUUGAGUUAAGCUGUUCAUUCAACAAACCAUCGUAUUAAAGCUCAGUUAUUUUAAGGAAUUAACAUUCUAGCGAAAAAUAUAUAAUGAUUAAUAGUGUCAACAAAUAAUGAUAACAAAUUGAACAAAUAAUGAACAAAAUUAUUAGCGUUUUAAGUUGUCCAAAAAAUGAAAAGAAUAGCAUGUGACUGAAAACAUUGAAAGGUAAAAAUACUGAGGAGAAAGUAAAGGAUAAAAUUAGCUAAAAUUGGACAGCAAAAAUGGAACAUUCAUAAUGAAAAGUAACGUAGGUUGCAAAUAUAAAAGAAAAUAAAGUGCAAAUGAGGACUCUUGGCAAAUGACAAUGUGCUUUUUAGCCAUCAAGGGACAUCAAUGAAGUGUGUUACUGUACACAUAUAAUAAUGUUGUUCUCAGUGCACUUCAAAUCAAAAAAGGAGAACUUGGAGAUUUUUUUUGAGGUGCAGCAUGUGCCACUAAAGAAUGUAUAUUAUAUUUGUGUAGGUGUUGAACUGUAUCAUCAUAUCAUCUUUAACCCUUAUAGAACCCUACCAGAGGAGUAAAAAUGGCAACUGGAUUAACAGAUUGGCCUUCAGUGUAUUCAGGAGCCAAGUCAUAUCACCCAUCAGUUGUACCUAUUUUCUUUAGAAUGGGGCGAUUGAAGCACAAUAGACCUGGAUUUGCUCUCCCUUUAAGAGCACUGGGAAACCUAGAGCUUAUGAAGGUAUGUUAAAUUGCUUCACAAUAUAUUUGUACUCUAUGUCAUUAUUAUCAUUAUGAUUAAUCGUCAUCAUUGUUGGUAUGAUGAUGAUGAUGAUGAUGAUGAUGAUGUUUACUAGUAAUAGCCAAAGGUUACGGAGUGUGGGCGACAACGAUCUAAGGUCAAACGCUUUUGCUACAAUGCUGUGAGCGCUUUGCACAGGUUUCUCGUGACAGAUGGUCAAAACACACAUGAUCAGGUAACGAGGGGGGUAGAAGGUUGAAACACGCGUGAUCAACCUGCGUUCUGUGCAUUCCAUUCAUUCUUAGUGGAAGUCGAAAUGAAUGCUGGCCACACUCAUGCAACCCAUGCGUAAUUAAGGACCUGGAGAUUAGGAUUGCGGGCUCUUCAUGUUGCCCACAAUUAUGAUUAUUAUUAUUAUUGUUGUCAUAAUAAAUUGUUAUUAUUAGCUAAUUUAAAAGAAGUAAGUAACUGCAGUGUGAUGAACAUAAGAGGUACCAUAAAUUAUUGGUGGAUUUGGUCUGUGACUAUUAAUACUGUGCCACAUUUGUUAUUAUUUGUCUUUAAAAUAUUUUCUUAAAAAUGCAGUAUUUACCAAUUGAAAAUUAACCUAUUCAGCUGGUUAAUUGAUUGAGAUUUGUUUUAUGCAUUCUCCAUCUAGAUACCCAACUUUUUUCACUUGAGUCCACCUGCCAUUGAAAGGCAUUGUCAAGCUUUACAGCGUAAGUUCCAUAAUUCUAUCAUUAAUGAUUUCAAAAAGCUUUUAAUAUAAAAUCAUUUUGAGAAGCAUCACUCUUUGCUUGCAAGCUGUUGUCCAAGCAGGUAUAUCUCCUUAACCCUUAAGAACUUAUUUCCCCUUCAUAUAUUAUAUUUUAAUUAAAGAAAAGACAUGAAAAUACAGUUGAACCUCCAUGAAGUGGCCACCCAUUAUUUUGGUCAACAUCUAUUAAGUGGCCAGUAAUCAAAGUGCUGAAAUAAUAUUAUAGAAAAGAAUAAUAUGUUGAAUUAAACCUUUAUUACAUGGCUACCUCCAUUAAGUGACCACGGCUGCCUUUUGGCCACCCCAACGAGAGUUCUCCAAUUGUUGUCACCUCUGGGCGGCCAUCAAGUAUUUGAUACACUUAGUUGACUUUCUUAUAAUAGGUGAUAAAAGGAAAAUACAGUCCAAGAUAGAAGGUGAUGACUGAUUGUAGACUAGUAAUGCUGCUCCUGUUACGUGUUUUUAGUUUAAUUAAGUGAUGUUUCUGCUAAAGAUCAUGCUUAUUGAUGAACAACCUCUAUUGAGCAGCCCACAUUCAUUGAGGUCAUUAAGCGACCAUUUUCUUGUUCCCCAAGGGUGGCCGCUCAAUGGAGGAUUUGACUGUAAAAUCAAAUUAUCUCCAAAGAUAACUUGAAUGUUUUAGACUAAUCCAGGGGAAAUGUUUAGGGAGCAGCAUGACCUAGGGGAUGGCCCAAGCACAGUGACAGGGAUGGGAGGAGGGGGUGGAGGGGGGUCUGGUGGAAGGUCUGAAGCAACACUUUGAGGCUGAAAGAGUUGAGACAUCUCAUCUUUUUCUUUUCAGCAAGUGAGGGAGACAUCUCACUGUUUGAGUUCAAUUCACUUAAGACGAAUAGGUCCUUUGCAACUAGUCAUUCACGGGGUACAAAACCACCAUGCUGGAGAGCAACGGUUGCAGUGCGACAAGCCAACAAACACCAUGUGAAUGACAAGCUGCAAAGGGCCAGUUAUGGAGGAGAAGCUUCUUCCUCACAGUCAGGCAACUGUUGCAAAAUUGCAUACUUUUCUUAUUUUGUUUAUUUGUAACUUCAUCUGUUUUGCUGUCAAUGUAGCACUUUGUACAGAAUGGCCAGGUUCACUCGAUCUUUCAUCAGUUCCUCUACGAAUCACAACAAGAAAUUAUCUAUUUGCGGGGCCUUCACUUUACCACCCAGGAUCAAGAAAAGUCAAACUUCAGGUGUUGUAAAAUGUUGUAAAAUUUUUGCAAAAUGUUCAAACGAAUGGCAGUUUUAAGGACUGCUUGUGUCAAAGUGAUUGUCAUCUUGUUGGUCCCAGUGUGGUUUUCGCUUUAUCACCACCCUUCUCCACAGUUAAGGUUUUAAGUUAAGGAGUCAAUACCCUCCCCUCAUAAUUGAUUUACGUGACUAAAGUUAACGAAGAGAUUGUUCGCCAAAGACAAUGCAUAGGUAGUUCAAUCUUUCCAAAGGCGGCAUGAAUGUGUGAUUGUAAAGUUAAUAAUAUUAAAAGUACCGUUGUUGUUAUAUAAAUGGUGAAAAAUAAGAUAUUUAUUGUUAAGUUUUGUAUUUCCCUGUAAAAUAUAACAUUUGCAGGUUAUUUAGAGGAAAAUGCAAUUUUGUUGUUGUCCCAGGGUGGGGCAUUUGCACACUUUUUUUUAGCCCCACCAUGGGUUUUUGCAGCUUUUCCAAAAAAACAAAAAUGAUAAUGACAAAAACCCGGGGAUGGAUGGGCACCCUUGGAAUUGACUGAGCCUUAACACUAUUCGAUCUUUUACCUAGUUCCCUUGCGACCGCAACACUACACCUCCCCUUUUUUAGAGUGCGGCAGAAAGUCCUUGUAAACAGUGUCCCAUGUAAACGUUUGAGCUUGCUCAGACCGUCGGGGUCCUGUCCGCUUGCCUGUACUUCUGCUUCCGGCAAAACUGGAGAUGGGUCGUCGGUUGCGUUGCAGGGGUACAGAUCCGACGUUUUGCUUUCCUUUUUUUGAGUUUCACUUUUUGUUCUGCCAUAAAAGGGUGUGGUCUUCAAUCACUAUCGAGCUUGUGAAACAUUUCUUCUUUUUUUAGGCUGCGUAAUCUUUUAUCUACGUUUUCUUUGACGCGUCUUUCUCUUUUCAAGUGACUGAUUCUAGCCAUGGACCAUUAGAAUGCAAGGAUUUUUGCAUCGUGUUUCAGUUGUUGUUGUGUCUUUUUUAUGCUUUUAGGACAUCUUAUGUAUGUUUUUGAAAGUAAAAAGUUAAAGCAGCCUGUAUGACAGGCGUUCGAAAGCAAGUGAACACCUCUAAUUAUUGUGCUAUAACUGUAACAUGGUUAGAAAGAAGCCAGGACGUGACUUCCUAUUUGCGCCACCCACUUAGAUUAGCCGCCCAUGCCUGCUAUUUGCAGGUAGAGAGCUAUGUAAAUUUUCGUUUUUGAUGUUAAAAUGUUGAAAUAAAUCAAACCUGAUCUGUAAACUUCAUAAUUACAGGUUUAUUUAACAGAUUUGGUUUUGGAUGAGCAUGCAAAGAAGAAGUUAAUACAACUUGUGGGUCCUCGUUACAAUCCCGAAAAUGAUGAGCUCACCAUUGUGGCAGACAGGUACAUUUAGUUGUACAAAGUAACCGCUGUUUAGUGGUUCAUUCAGACAUGAAAACAAUAGUAUUAUAACACCUUGUAGCUCAACCUCUCUUUCUCGUUUAAAGAAUUAGACCAUCUGUAAAGUAGCCAUUAUAAAACCUAAGAGUUAACCACAUGUCUUUUGAGUUAGCAGGUGACUGACAUCUCACGUAACACCCACCACGUAACUGUAUAGCCUUGAGGUAGACUCAUUUCCAGUAGUUUCCAGGGUCAAAUUGGAUGAAAACACACUGAACACAGUGCAGGACUUAAAUGGCCGUCAGCCUUCCCAAAAUCUCCCACGACCCCAAUUUUUUCCCAGGAUUUUAUGUCUGUAGUUUACUUAUACUAUUGAGUUACCUCUAAGGGACAUGUACGGCAUAUUUAUUUGUUGAUGUUAAACAGAUUAUUCAUUUAGCAUCGGGAGACAACAAUGCUGUAACUCUGUAGCUACAUGUAAUUCUUAAACGAAACAACUUCAGAGCGAUCUAAUCCAGCUUUUUUUUUGCUGAGAAUUCACUAGAUGCAUAUAACAGGCGUACAUUGCAAAGAGUUGGUGUAAUAUUUUGUAAAGUGUGAUGAUUUUUAUAAUCACACUUUUUCUAUGCUAGGCGUAUAGCCACUCCUGUCCUAAGGGACAGAUAUAUUGCAGCAGUAACUUAAAACUCGAUAGGGCUUUGCCUCAGGCAUCCCAUUAAUUACCCUGCUUGGCAAAAACAGUGUCUGGUCGUUUCAUCUUCGCUCUUUCCCUAACGUAAACUCAUAUCUGUCAUAUGUACCGGGUAACUUAUGUCUCUUAGAGUGUGUCAUUGAGAGAAAGGAAUUUUCAACCAGUUUUCUAUUAUUUCGUUUUAGAUGCCCUACACGGAAACAGAACAAAGAUUAUGCUAUGUACUUGCUGACGGUGCUUUAUCACGAGUCUUGGGUUAGUAUUAUUAAUGUGAAGAGAGUAUGUUUACUGAACUCUGAACUCACACCGGCCAACAUCCACACGACUGUUACUCAACCCAAUUACUACAGCUUGUAUUUUCUUGGGGCAUGGCUACUUUCCUCUUUAUAAGGUACUACUUGUCCGUCACAGAAUCGCUCCAACCUUUAUGUAGCCAGUAGCCAUUUAUACACAUCCUAGGUGGACAGCGAGUGUGGAACAAAGUAUCUUGACCAGUGCUAUAAAGAAAACAAUAUGAAACCCCAGUAUUAUAUUGCUAGUACCCACUUCAUACACCUUUGACAAAGUAAUGGACUUGGUGAAGAUAGACAAGAGCAUAGAAAUCCCCAUAGAGUUGGUUGGAACCUUCUUGUACAACAGUCCCUGUCUCUCAUGGUCUCUAUUACUUUCUACUUACAGAAAACCGAGCCAUGGGAGACUGAGAAGAGUAACGAUGUAGAGGAAAGCGAGGAGGAAGAAGAAGAAGAAAAAGCAAGGAAGAAAAGAAAAAAUCCGAAACGUGUUCGACUGAUUGAUGGCACUCUGUAUAGGAUGAACCAGUAUGGCAAAUAUUUUAAGAUGCAAUUAAAAGUGAAAGAAUGAACCAAGGUCCAGUACAAGCCUUAUGAUUUGAAGUCAGUUUGUGUUGUCACGAGACCAGCAUAUCUGAUACAACGACUAGUCAAUUUUACCUAUUGUAAGUCAUUCCUUAUUGGUGCGGUGAGUGAUGCUGAAUCACCUUACCUAACAGAGCUUCUCUAUUCCCAGAGGAUUUAUCAAAGCAAAGGAAAAACUAGUUUUAUCUGAAUCGUCUGAAUCAACAAUCUGUGAAGAUAUAACGGAGGAUUUCAAUAAAUUUCUCAAGUUCAUAUGAAUAUCGUACAUGUAACCAGUCGACUCGUGCAACAUUUAUAUUCAACCC